AUGAUUAUGCAGAAGAUUUGGCUUACAGGACUUGACUGGGAUGAUGAACUGCCUGAAAGUUUAGCUUGUGAGAUAAGACAGUGGUACAUUGAACUCAGUGACUUAAAUAAAAUAAAGGUGCAAAGGUGUAUUCAGAUAGAACAGGAAGGCGAGUUACAUGUAUUUGUUGAUGCUUCAAGUGAUGCUUAUGGAACAGUUGUAUAUAGUGUAAAACCGCAAUUAAGUUGGUCAAACAUUGUUGCAGCAAAAGGAAAAGUCGCACCUUUAAAAUCACAAAGCAUUCCAAGAAUGGAAUUAUUAGCCGCAGUGUUAGGGUUGACCUUGACUUUGAUAAUCUGUUCAGCAUUGAAAAUAGACAUUAGUCAUUGUACGUUUUGGUCUGACAGUAUGAAUGUCCUUUAUUGGAUUCAUAGCCAAAGUAGGAAAUACAAGACUUUCGUUGCAAAUCGAAUAGGAUUUAUUCAUGAACAUACCUCACCUAGUCAAUGGAGAUACGUUCCAACGAAAGAGAAUCCGGCGGAUAUGACGUCACGAGGCAUACCUGUAAAUGAUCUUGCAGAAAGUGUUCAGUGGUGGCAUGGACCAAAGUUUCUUGAAUACGGCCCAGAAUUUUGGCCUGAAAACAAGUUUCAGUUGCAUGAAGCAGGUAAAAUAGAAAUGAAACGGAAUUCCAUGAACAGCAGCUUUAUCGAUGUAAAUACUGAUAGUGACUUCAGACUUGAUCCGGCGCAAUACUCCGACUGGAAUCACUUACUACGUAUAUCGGCUUGGGUACAUCGUUUCAUAGAUAACUGUCAAGUCGCUAAACACGAACGAAGAUUAUCUCCUGAGCUAAGUAUUCAUGAACUUCAACAAGCAGAAUUUCAGAUUAUUCGAACAGCACAAGCAGAAUGUUUUAGUGUUGAAUAUCCAUGCCUUUUGAAAGGAUAA
Mercenaria mercenaria is the source of this 930-nucleotide messenger RNA. RefSeq lists its product as uncharacterized. The transcript has a single exon. The record is from RefSeq and is a predicted model, not a curated record. Bases 1 to 930 code for a protein of 309 amino acids. Gene Ontology annotation, molecular function: nucleic acid binding. Lineage: Eukaryota; Metazoa; Mollusca; Bivalvia; Venerida; Veneridae.